Molecule: messenger RNA, 2042 nt
Organism: Zootermopsis nevadensis
Lineage: Eukaryota; Metazoa; Arthropoda; Insecta; Blattodea; Termopsidae
Source: RefSeq, a predicted model, not a curated record
GUUGUGCAAGUGCUUUGAAAUACAGACUUCUUUCUUGGCAAGAUAUUCUGAAUUUUUGCUUUAAAGACAGCUGGUAAUGUUUCGUUUUAUCAACUCUUCGUUCAUCAUAUGCAUAUAAGCAAUUCAAUUGUUCGUCCUGUUACGAAUUUGUGAAAUGCAGCGAAGUAAUACACAACAAAGAAUUGAAGCAUUAAUAAGAGAACGCAGAAGAAUUAAAACAUCAAUUGAUCAACUAAAGGAGAAACUGUCAAAAAGGCGUGUUAAUGUAACAUUCCCACAGAAAGAAACAUAUGAUUUUGAAUCAAGAGAUUCUCAAACUGUUUCAAAUAGAACUGAAAGUCCAUCACUUCUCAUGAAAAAGCUCGAGAUCUCUGAAUGGAUUAACAAAGUGUUUUACUCAAAUGAUGAAAUAAACCUCUUGGAUAAUGGCUCAAGCCAGUAUAUUGCUGUUGGUGAAACAGGAUUGGUUACUUUCCAAAUCCAGUUUGUUGUGGAAGGCAUGGAGAAUAAAGGAAUGAUUGUUCACUCAUUAAAAGUCACGUAUUAUGAUCCUUUCCAUGAAGCUGAACUGAAGACUUUCACUAACAGGUGUAUUAGGCAAAGCAGUUUACAGACAUUUGUUAGAGGCGUAGCAAGUUAUGCAGAAUUGUUUGCAAACAGGGAAGAAAUUACUGACUGGCUUAUUGAAGAAAAUGGACCUCAUUUUUCUGUUAACAAAAUUCAUGAAGAUGGAGCAUAUGAUAUUAAGGCUAAAGGAAGAACCAUUUCAUAUUUCAAUUGUGAAUGGAAAAUAAUUUGGAAUGAAGGAUCAUUGGCUAUGAUGCCAUCUUUCACUAUCCGAGCAAAUAAUAAAAAUAACUUCUACAAGGAGAAUGAGUAUCUCUUCAACAAAAUUGUCUCAUCUAGUAUUACACCAGAAGAGACAAAAGAGUUAUGGAAGGAACUUGCAAGGGCUGUAAUCCUAGAAAACGAGUUGGCAGUUGUGAAGGUACCCAGCUGCAAAUAAGUACAUUCACUUUAAAAAACUUCACAGUUGAACACAUUCUAGUUAACUGUUUAGUUACUAUUAGGAUAUUCUGGAUUUAUGUUAAAGUAGCUUAAAUAUGCAUCUUAACCUUCACUGUAAACAAACUUCUGCUACAAUUAAUGCUUCUUUAGAGUAUGAUAUGCAUUAAAGUGGAAGUCUGUCAGGUUUUGUUAACAUAACUAGAUUAUUAUGUAAGCCUUUUUUUUGUCAUUUCCAUAACUGUUUACCAGAUAACAAUGUGUUGUGUUUAGGUACAGAACUUGUUGAAAAAUGUCUUAUGCAUGAUGUGUUCUCGGGUUGGGGACAUCUUUAGAUUUUUUGGAUAGCUAGCAUGUACUGUAGCAGGCAUGGGAGAAAUUAAUCCGUAAAGUAAAGGUAAAGUUUUCCCUAGUACUUAACAAAGAUACGCUCAGUUCUUUGAAUAGUAUUAACUUUUUUAUUAUGAAAAACAAAUCUCCGCCUCAUUUCUUCCCAGAGUUCAAAAUUUCCAGGAAUUCUACACCUCUUCCCAUCUUUAGAUUCACAUCUGAAACUUGGGACUUUGUUUUGAAGUAUCUGCAAGUAAAAGAAGUCAAAAUCUAAACUGACGACAAGGUCAUCAAGAGUCAACAUAUAAAUACCUGUGAACAAAAAUAACAAGUGAUUUUCAGAUAAAAUACAGUUCCAGAUAUGCUUGUUUCUGUUCUCAAAAUAACUGAUCCAAUUUUCCUAAGACAAAAAUUAAAAAAAUGCCUAUUUUAUGUAGUUAAACAUCUCUUAUGCUGAGAAAAGAGCCAAGUUACAGUUACUUGAUAAUGAUGUUUGUUAUAAAUAAGUAAAUUAAAUGAGGGAAUGGAUGAAAUAACAUACACAAACUUGAUGACUUCUCGUGUCAGAUUGUUACGGUAGUAUACAUCUCUGAAAUUUUGACAAAGGUGAACACAUACCUUUCAAUAGCUGAAAAAUGAUAUUCAUACUAAACAUCACAUGUGUACCAAGGUCCCAAGUGACAAUUCAUACAUGGAACAAUCUGUGA